GUGGCCUCGCGCUGGCGCGCGCGGGAGAUUCGGCGCGGGCGAUGCGGGCGGCGCUCCGCGGGCGCUCGGGGAACGCGGUGGCCCCGGGCGGGCAGCCCCGCUCCGCCGCCCCCAUGGAGCCGCCCUGGGGCCGCACCCGCGCCGCGCUGGCCCGGCUGGAGACGGCGCUGAGCUGCUCCCGCUGCGCCGGUGUCCUGCGGAAGCCCGUGUCCCUGGGGCAGUGCGAGCACGUCUUCUGCCUAUCUUGCGUGGGUGACUCCGUUGGCAAAGAAUGCCCAGUGUGCCACAUGCCAGCCUGGGUGCAAGAUGCGCAGAUAAACCGGCAGCUCGAUAACAUGAUUCAGCUUUGCAGCAAACUGCGGCAUCUACUGGGUGUGGACACCUCGGAUUCAACGGAAGAUACGUCCACGCCAACUGUCUCAGACUGUGAAAAAAAGAGUAAGAAGGAACAGAUAAAAAUGUGGUUCAGCCCAAGAAGUAAGAAGAUUCGAUGCAUCCUGAACAAGAGUCAGCCUGAGACUAAAAGCAAUGACCUUUGUCAAGACACGUCUUCCGUUUAUGAUUACUUUCCUUCCCCUCCUCAUGAAAAGCCCUCCGAUCCGAUAAAAAAGCCAUCACAGAGACAGAAUAAGAAGAUGAAGAAGAAACGUCUGGCAGACAUUAACAAAGUUUGGAGCUUAGAGAAGCCUGAGCAGAAAGGAGGAGGUGAGGAGAAGACUCCCAAGGAAAAGUGUGUGACCAUCUGCAGUCAACCAGUAGUCUUCUGCACUCCCGAACCAGAGAGCCCUGAAGAGCUGCUUCAGCAGGAAUCCGGAAAGGAAGCUGACUCCAGCAAAAACACAGAACACGUGGGAACGCCACCACAGGCAAAAUCCUCAGAGAAGAAAGAGAACAGUGAGGCUGCAUGCCCUGCUCAAGUCAGCGAGGAGAAAAAUCCUGCUCCGGAGACAUCGCAGUCAGUAGAAAAUGAAAUCACACCUCUAAAACGCGGAAGGGAGCACUCCGGACUUCCAGUUACUCCUCAGUCUAAAAGGCCAAGAAGAAGCGAGAGGAGCACUGUUGGGAAGGGAGGCAGGCAAGCAGAUUGCUUAAAGGAAUCAGCUCAUGGUCACCCCAUCUCCCCAGUGUCUGAACACAAAACACCAAUUCAGAGUUCCUCCUCCGUGUCAAAAGUCACCAACACUGUCAUGAGGACAAGAAGCUCUGCAGUCAUUCAAGCAGUAAACAGCCCUUCGCUUUCAAAACCUCCCUCUACCCCAUCAACUUCCAAGACUUGUAAUCAAGUAGGAAUACCACACAGUCCUUCUGUGUUGAAGUCCCCUGGUGGUAACACAAUUGCCAGAAGAAAUUACAAAGGAGAAACUUUGCUCCAUGUUGCUUCCAUCAAGGGCGACUUGGCAGCGGUUGAAGAGCUCCUGAAAAACGGGGCAGAUCCCAAUGUCAAAGAUAACGCUGGGUGGACACCACUGCACGAGGCGUGUAAUCACGGGCACAAAGAAGUGGUGGAGCUGUUGCUGCAACACAAGGCGUUAGUGAACACGACGGGGUAUCAGAACGACUCUCCGCUUCAUGACGCUGCCAAGAACGGGCACGUGAGCAUUGUUGAGCUGCUGCUUUUGCACGGUGCCUCCCGCGAUGCGGUUAAUAUAUUUGGUCUGCGGCCUGUGGACUAUGCAGAAAGUGAAAAGAUGAAGUCUGUGCUAAUGUUACCAGUGAAGAAUGAAUCAUUAUCACUUAACCAACCCUCUGAGGUGCUGAGCCAGCCAAGAGACGGACCUCUUGGUGUACUGGGGAGCAACCUUAGUUCCCAGCAGCAGAAACUGCUGAACAAUCUCGCCACGGUUCUGAAGGCUCAACGGUGCACUGAAUUUAACAGCAAAGUAACUCAUCUUGUUAUCCCUGAUGCUCCGAUGCCAAGAACCGUCAAAUGUAUGAUGGCCGUUCUAACUGGAUGUUGGGUCCUCAAGUUUGAAUGGGUACAAGCCUGUCUACGGACCUCUGUACGUGAACAAGAGGAGAAGUAUGAAAUCCAAGGUGGCCCGCGACGAGGCCGGCUCAACAGAGAACAGCUGCUGCCCAACUUAUUUGACGGAUGCUACUUCUACUUUUUGGGAUCUUUCAAGCAUCACCAGAAGGCUGAUCUCGUGGACUUGGUCAAAGCAGCAGGAGGACAGAUUCUGCUUAGGCAACCAAAACCAGACAGCGAUGUGACGCAGACCAUCAACACGGUGGCUUACCACGCCGAAUCUGCUUCCGACCAGAGGUUUUGCACUCAGUAUGUAAUCUACGACACGUCUUCUAAAUUCAAACCGGAGAAGGUUCGUCAAGGCAAAGUUUGGAUGGCUCCCUCCAGCUGGCUGAUAGACUGUGUGAUGUCGUUUCAGCUCCUGCCGGUAAAGUGAAUGUCAGUGUCUCGUGAGCGAGGUUUUGUGCUGAAUUUUGAGCAGCUGGAGCACUCUGGUAAACACUGGCCUGAAACGUGAUUUAUGUUUUGCGCUCAGGAAUACAGAAGAGCUUUGACCAUUUUAAGUGAGUUACUAAGAUCACUGAUACGCUGGGAUAAAUGAACUUAGAAUGGAGGAGGGAGAUAAAUGUACUGCAUUGAAAAAAGUGCCUCGGGUGGUUUCGUGUCCUUUAUUUUUGCAUUCAGCUUAAGCGUAAUAAUCACUGACAUUUUGUAACCAAGAUUUUGCAAAAUGAAACCUUGUGCAUUCUUGAUUUAAACCAGCUCUUCUUAAGUGGUAGAGCUUCAUUCUGUUUCUUUUCUGUUUAAUAUCUAUUAACAAGGAUCUACUGUGUGUGUCAAGAUGUCCCAGGCAGGCCAGAAUUUGUACUUUUUAAGAAAAGGACUCUUUGCACAGAGGCAUUUGCCUGCGCAGACCUCUCGUGUGGUGUUUCUUGUGACUUCUUACAACUGGGUUUUGCAGGAAAUUCUUGGCAUGGGGUAAGCUUGGCGAAAAAUUGAGGUAGAGCUAAUGGCCUGGAUUAAUUUGAAAGGAGACAACGCUGUCUUUAAAAAAUCAUGGUCUAAAAUCCGUUAUUUGUAGCAAAGUAAUACUUUGUUCACUUCUGUCCUCUUUCGUACUUGCAAUUGUGUAACUCAAAUUUGAUUCUAUUUUUCUGAAGGUUUCUAAGCAUCAGGAUGCUUAUUAACUUAUUAAAAUCAAAAAUAUACGUACGGAUGGUUGCUAUCAUGGUUACUUAAGUGAAAAAAAAUUAAUGAUUGCGAAAGAAUUAAUGCCUCACUUUGCCCUAUUUUACUUCAGCAUUGGAGCAAUAUUUGAUUCCUUCAUAUUUGUUACAAUAAAUUAGUAAUUCAGUUUUUGUAAUUGAUCAUAAGUUAUUGUCAGGCUCCUACUUCUUCACUCUUGUGUGAUGUCUGGCAUCGUUUGUAUUGCCUUGGCUUGUGAAUUCAUAAUCUUAAAAUGGUGUCUUGUAAUAAGAUACGAGAAUGGUGGCUGCGGGAUAAAACAAAGCUGCUUGUGUUUGCCUUGGUAUCGCUUGUAAUAAUAAAACUUCUGGUGCCUGUGAGAUUGGAGUGUCUUAUUGCAUGAGCUUAGCUGCAGCAUAAGUACAUUGUCCAUGUGUAUCUCCACAGGUAAAUGGAAAUGUAAACGCUUUGCUGCGGACUCGAUAGCGCUGGGAAGAUUGAAUAUCCACCUGCAAAGAGAGCUCUUCAAUGUAAGAGACAGCUGCUUUUGGUAACCGUUGCCAUUGGAGAGCCUGUGGCAGUUUUCAAUACGCUCUGUAGAACUCUUAGAACUUUACCCGUCGAGUACAACAGGUACAGUUUUCAGUAGCAUCCUCUAGCCUUCAGUCACUGGAGUAUCUUCAUCUAUCACUUCGGCUCAACUGAAUCAUUGCUCUUCACUAAAUGCAGUUCUUGCACGUUUGCGCAAGCGAGCAAAAAUGCAAGGCUCAUUAAUAAACGGAACAACCCGUGGGAUGAACGUGGCUUGGGUUUUUGUGCAGAUAAACAGGCACCGAGUCGAUACUACGUGGACUCGCUCAUUUAUUUUAACAAUUGGAGCACAUUUUAGCUUGGCAUUUCAUAGCACAUCAAUAUACCUAAUGCAAUAUGCUUCGCAACAGUAGCAGUGCAUCUCAGCAAAGGUCUUCAGGAUGAAGCUUUCCUGCUGUGUACCAAGAAGAAAUUUGGCCCAUCGGUAAUCCUGUCCUGUGACUGAAAGCAGAGGCAGCAGAUUUACAAGGUUUUAAGAGGCAUUGUUCCUUGGCAGCUGAAAAGAAACUGCUAGAAAACUGCCAUUGAUUCAUUUAUUUUAAGCCAGACUCUGAACUUUUCCUAAGGUCUUAUUCCUCGCUUAUCCUUCUCAGUGAAGUGCACUUGCUAUAAACUCUGGCCCGUUUCCUUCAGGUCUCCUCGGGAAUUUGGAGUUUGAGUGUGAUCAACUUAUGUAGACUUAAAUAGAACUGCUGGGAGUAGACUUUGGCGCCAGAAUAGCAGCAGGUGUCGAACGCAACUGGAGCAGUAGGUAAGCCCACCAAAGCCAGAGGUCAGUGACACAGACCCUGCUCAAUCCACCUUUGCUAAUCACUAAAAGCGGAGGGACAGCACUUGAUAAAUCAGGUCUAAAAAACAUCUUGUCCUAAGGAUAAAUCAAGUCCCUUAAUCCCUUGGAUGGAUUUUGGCUCGUGAAAGCAAGGAUAUAAAAUCAGGUGUCAUAUGGUAGGGAUCGUUUCUCAUCGUCUCUUCCAGUCUGAAGUGCGUUAAAGGGAGCUGGGAGGAGGCA
Messenger RNA from Cuculus canorus (common cuckoo), 4751 nucleotides. RefSeq names its product BRCA1 associated RING domain 1 (gene BARD1). NCBI's taxonomy places the organism in Eukaryota, Metazoa, Chordata, Aves, Cuculiformes, Cuculidae. Gene Ontology annotation, molecular function: protein binding. Bases 42 to 2402 code for a protein of 786 amino acids. The transcript is spliced from 11 exons. The record is from RefSeq and is a predicted model, not a curated record.